AAUUCCUGUAAUAGGAGGGUAUUACAUUUGCCUUAACGCAUCUGCCAACUCGGUGAAUGUACUCACAAACUGGCUGAACUCAAUUCAUUAUUCUCUUUCAGGGGAAACGAUCGCUUCCUCGGUGCAUGAGCACGAAACAAAAGGCGAUGGCAGUGACCAGUCAUCGGCUGAUGAUAAGUCAUCUGUAAUGAGGUCUCCAGGAUUGGAGAACCUCAGAGUGAAGGAACUGAGCAAGUCUGUCCCAAUGCUGAUAUCUGAGAGCGAAUCUGAUUCAGCUUCAGAGAUCAGCUUCAACGUUGGAUGGCACAGGAAGACUCCGAGUGAUGCCAGCCACUCUUCAGAUAUGGCAUCUGUAUCUUCGGUGAGUGGAAGCAUCAUGAGCGUUUACAGUGCUGAUUUUGGGAGCAUUGAUGCUCAGGGCUCUGUUCGGUUUGCUCUGGAUUACAACGAGAAGAAUAAAGUGUUCCAAAUCUAUGUGAGUCAGUGUAAGGAUCUUGCCGUGGUGGAUGAGAAGAAGGGUCGGACAGAUGCGUAUGUAAAGACCUACUUGCUUCCAGAUAAGGCACGCAUGGGCAAGAGGAAGACUUCUGUCAAGAAGAGAAACACUAGUCCUUUCUACAAUGAAAUAUUGAAGUAUAAAAUCGAGAAGAGCGUUCUCCUGAUCCAAACACUUAAUUUGUCCAUCUGGCAUAACGACACAUUGGGCCGGAAUAGUUUUCUGGGAGAGGUGGAUCUGGAUUUAGCCAGCUGGGACUGGAGUAAUCGGGAUCUAAACUGGUAUCUUCUAAAAUCGAGGAUUCCGGCAGUGGGAGACGGAGUGGACCACAGGGGAGAAAUAAACCUCGCUAUCAAGUACAUCCCAGUUGGCACCCUCGGCACUGGUGACCCACCUACUGGGGAGGUUCAUAUCUGGAUGAAAAAUGCCAGGGACCUGUUGCAGCUGCGAUCAUCCGGAGUGGACUCAUUUGUGAAAUGUUACGUGCUGCCUGACACAAGUAAGAAGAGCUACCAGAAGACCCGGAUAGUGAAGAAGGACAUCAAUCCAACUUACAACCACACCAUUGUAUACGAUGGCUUCAGAACGGAGGAUCUCAAGGAAGCUUGUGUGGAGCUGACCGUCUGGGACCAUGAGAAACUGAGCAAUCAAUUUCUCGGUGGACUCCGGCUGGGUCUUGGUACAGGAUAUAGUUAUGGGAUCCCAGUGGAAUGGAUGGACUCUACCGAAGAAGAGGCGGCUCUCUGGCAAGAAAUGAUGUCCAACCCAAACGAGUGGAUCCCAGGCUCGUUGGCACUUCGGUCUCGACUCGGUGGCAAGAAGCUUAAAUGAAAGAGCACUUUGUGCAAAAAAAAAAGACAUUUUAGGGUCUUAAUUGCCAAAACAAAA
Leucoraja erinaceus (little skate) is the source of this 1384-nucleotide messenger RNA. RefSeq names its product synaptotagmin-like protein 2. The coding region runs from base 188 to 1327 and encodes 379 amino acids. Gene Ontology annotation, biological process: exocytosis. Gene Ontology annotation, molecular function: neurexin family protein binding. The record is from RefSeq and is a predicted model, not a curated record. Lineage: Eukaryota; Metazoa; Chordata; Chondrichthyes; Rajiformes; Rajidae. The transcript is spliced from 10 exons. Gene Ontology annotation, cellular component: plasma membrane; exocytic vesicle.